Molecule: messenger RNA, 1277 nt
Organism: Ceratitis capitata (Mediterranean fruit fly)
Lineage: Eukaryota; Metazoa; Arthropoda; Insecta; Diptera; Tephritidae
Exons: 2
Coding region: 357-1262 (301 amino acids)
Biological process (GO): regulation of transcription by RNA polymerase II
Cellular component (GO): nucleus; transcription regulator complex
Source: RefSeq, a predicted model, not a curated record
AUUGUAUUUCAAACCUCUAUGUAUUUUCCUAAAUUUUCGGUGAAUUCUUUAGAAUUGAAAUACUUGAAAGAAACUUCAAUUACUACUCAAUAGUUGUUUGUGUCAUUUAAUGGAUAUUUGCGUUUUGUUGGUUAAAAUGGAAACGUCGCGCAACACAAUAAGUUCCUAUUCCAUUGCUUAACAUUGGUUUCAAUUAUAAAUUAAAAUUUUCAAUCAUUGGCAUCAUAGGCAGAGUUUUCCAGUGGAAUAUACAGUUUUAUAAAAUGUUGGAUUUUGAGUUUGUUUACAAUUUCUAAAUGUAUAUUAAAUAGAUUGGUGUUCUAAAAAUAUUGAAUACAAAACAUAUAUAAGCCAAAAUGUUAGAUUCAUCCGAAAUGACACUAUUCACGGAGAAACUUAUUGAAGAAAUUAAGGAUUUUCCCAUUUUAUUUGAUCGAAAAAUGAUGCGAUCAAAGGACAGUGCCGAAAAGGAAGAAGCCUGGAUAUCUCUCACUGAUCGUUUACCCUCCGAUUUAAAAAUCUCAGUUGACGAGACGAAAAAAAGAUGGAGAACUCUGAAAGAUUGCUACUCAAAGUAUCUCCGCAGUGGCACAACCAAAAACAGAUUCGAAGCUCGUUAUAAGUCCUGGCGUUGGUCCGGGCACAUGAAUUUCUUUAAAUCGUAUAUGCUACACAACGAUUCUGCAGAUGGCGAUGAAAGUUUACUUGAAAAAGAGCCGCAAAAAAGAAAAUCUGAGCAAACAUCAAGCGAUAUAAAAAUUCAACCAUCAAAAAAAAAGUUUAAACAAAACAAUGAAGAUGAGUUCAUUGAUGAAGUAUACGAUGAUCAAACACACACGUUUAAAAAAAAGACCCUUAUUGCGGAAAUUAAAGGCGAAAUAGAUGAGGAAGUGCAACAAGAAAUAGAUGACGAAUCCUACCAAGUAAUUGCAAGUGCUAUAACAGAUUAUGAGAACCCAUCAACAGAAUGGGAUGAAUUAGCCAAUGAAUCAGAAAGUGAAGAUAUCGGCCGUAAUUCCACCACAAAAAGUAUUGCAUCCGUUGAACAUGAUAAUUAUAUUGACCCUUUGGUUGGGAAAAAUUUUGAUGGACUAGAUAUGACAUUUCUUGGUUACGCUGGCAGCAUUAAGAAGUUAACACCACGAAGACAGUCCCUUAUUAAAUUUGCUGUCGCAAAAAUGAUUAUGCGAGAAGAGCUGUCACAGCAAAAUGAAAAAGAAAGAAAUGAGUUUACCGAAUUUAUUCAAAUAAAAAGAUGUUAGUAAAUUUUAUUUUAA